Messenger RNA from Aureobasidium melanogenum CBS 110374, 2673 nucleotides. Its product is annotated as Bromodomain-containing protein. The coding region runs from base 1 to 2673 and encodes 890 amino acids. Gene Ontology annotation, biological process: regulation of DNA-templated transcription; chromatin remodeling. The record is from RefSeq and is a predicted model, not a curated record. NCBI's taxonomy places the organism in Eukaryota, Fungi, Ascomycota, Dothideomycetes, Dothideales, Saccotheciaceae. Gene Ontology annotation, cellular component: nucleus; chromatin. The transcript has 2 exons.
AUGUCAGCAGAAACAGGACUACAACCGGAGAUGGCAAACGUCGACCGACCUAAUGAAGACCUGCCUGUCGCCGCUGAACAAAGUGAUGAUCUUUUCGGCGAGGAGCCUCAUGGAGAGUCUGUCGACAAUGUUGCCAAGGCACCUGUCGACAAUGUUAUCGAUGCUGCCGACGCCUUAAAGCCGGCGCCGGCCACGACUGACCUGUCAGCCAAUGGUCCGCCUACUCCUGCUGACUCACAAACUGUUGACGCGCCUACAUCCGACGCCGCUCCAGUGACAGAACCGUCUUCUGGCAUUGAAGGCGUUGCCAAAUUCAUUCCGUCUGACGCGAACCUCGACCAGCCCGUCGUCUCACCAUCAGAGCCCCUUGGUGACGGAGAAGCGCACAUCACUGAGGACACUGAGAUCACUGAUGCACCUUCACUUGCCACUGUAGCUGAGACUCACUCCGCCACUCUGCCGGAACCUCAGGUGAUUGAAGAGUCAAAACCUGCUGUCACUGAUGGUGUUGUUGCCGCCAACUCCGAAUCAAAUCAACUCCUAGCCACAGAUCUUUCUAACGGUGUUGCUGACCAGUCAAAAACUGAAGACGUAAAACCCGAAUCAGAUCUUUCUCUCACUAACGGCUCCAUCCCUGAUUCUACUGCGCCGGCUGCAGCAGCACCCACUAUGGAAGCCUCCGCUGGUAUGGCACCUGCCGCGCUUCCGACAGACACAUCAGUCGACCAAGAAAUGUCAGAUGCACCCUCGGCAGGAACUGUUCGCGCCCGCGAAGAAGAUGAUGCGACUGGCGAGCCUUCAGCAAAGCGCACAAAGACAACAGAUGAUGUUAAUGGCGAAACGCAAGCUGAAUUUGAAAGCACUGCUCAGGCUGCCCCUGUCACUUCGAAUGGUGGAACUAACGGUACCGCCGUUCCUGUCGUUCGCCCUCAAAACACACCCCGCAUCAGUUCUGGCCCUAUCACCAAAAACCAAAAGGCUUUCUUGAUUGAAAAGAUGAAGAACACCAAGAAAGUCAAGUCUGCCUUCUGGUUCACCAAACCCGUUGAUUAUGUGGCUAUGAAUAUUCCCCAUUACCCCACUAUCAUCAAACAGCCCAUGGACCUUACCACAAUCGAGCAAAAACUCAAGAACGACCAAUACUCUUCGGUCGACGAUCUUGUGUCCGACUUCGAGCUCAUGGUCACAAACUGCUUUACCUUUAACGGCAUUAACCACGCCGCUUCUGUCUCGGCACAAAACCUCAGAGCCUAUUUCAUGAAGCAGAUGCAAAUGUGCCCCACUGGAGAAGCUGCGCUGCCCAAGGCAAAGUCGCAUGUCGCUAAGAAGGCAUCGCCCAAGCCCGCCGCUCUACCCCGCCCUGAGCCAGCCAAGCCCGCUGCACCUGCCAAGUCACCCUCUGGCGAUACAUUUGCUCUUUUGCCCGAUGGAACACCAAUGAUUCGCAGAGACUCAACUGCAGGCAGGCCCAAGCGGGCUGUUAUUCCUCCAGCUCCACGCGAUCUGCCUUACUCAACAUCAAAGCCCAAGAGAAAGGAAGCCCAGACCGGCCUGAAAUUCUGCGAGCAUAUUCUGGAAGAGUUCCGCAAGCCAAAGCACGACCGCUACGCCGCUCCAUUCCGCGUUCCGGUUGAUCCUGUCGCUCUCAACAUUCCCCAGUACUUCAGCAUCAUCAAGCACCCCAUGGACAUCUCCACAAUCACCCAGAGGCUCAAGGGAGGACAGUAUGCAUCCGCGGAAGAGUUCAGAAACGAUUUCGAGUUGAUGUUCUCAAACUGCUUCAAGUUCAACCCUGCCGGAAACAUUGUGCACGAAAUGGGCAAAGACUUCCAGACAGAAUUCCACAGAGAGUGGUCCAAGAAGGAUAGCUGGAUCAAGAGACACACGCCUCAGUCUCAGCGCGCUAGUCCCGUGUCAGAUGUUUCUGAUGGCGAUGACUCUGACGAUGGCCACGAGGAAGACGACGAGCAUGACAGCAAUGAAGCCACUAUCUCCUUGCUCAGAGAGCAACUGGCCGCAAUGCAGAACAUGGUUGCAUCGAUUUCUGGUGGCAAACGCGCAUCUCCAAAGGCAUCUGGUAGUAAGAAGAAGAACAAGAGUGGCAGCACCGGCGCCAGCAAGCCCAGCAAGAAGGCUGGCGGCAGCUCCGGCCUCUCACGUCCUACUAUCAAGACCGGAUCUAAGCCUAAGAAACAACGCCUGGUCACAUAUGAUGAGAAGCAGGAAAUUAGCAGCGCCACAGAACACAUGAGUGCCGAGCAGGUGGAGAAGCUGACCAACAUCAUCACGGAGAAUGUUGCUAAGUACAAGGAUAUGGCUGGCGAUGAUGUUGAGCUUGAGAUCGAUGAUCUGCCAAAUGAGGUACAACACAAGCUACUCCGUUACGUGCGCAGCAUUUUCCCCAAGGCUGAGCCGGUCGAAAUGGACGCCAAUGCGAUCGAUGACGACUACGAGCCCGAGAAGCCGUCAGCACGUUCUGGCGGAGCUGCAAAGAAGAAGCAUAAGCCCAUGAAGAAGCACGAGCAAGAGGACCGCAUUAGACAGCUCAAGGAGCAGAUGGCUGCUAUGUCUGGUGAUGUCAAUUCCGUUGCUGGUGGUGGUGCAGCUUCCUCCGCUGCUCACCGCGCCGAUUCUAGUGAUGAUGAAGACAGCGAGAGCAGUGAAGAAGAGUAG